AUGUCGCGGCAUAAACUGUCCCUCAAUGUCUUCAAGGGGUGUACCAUAUUCGUCCAGUCCAAGGACUACCAGGACCGCACCCUCGACAUGGACCGCAUCACGGCCUGCAUCAACUCUCGUAUGCUCCUCGACGCGACCCACAUCGAGGGCGCGUUCGGCGGCUGGCAGAUUCGUGCCGAUGAGGCUGUGCAGCGCGUCGAUGCCCUAGCCGCUCGCCGCUCCUCUUUGCCGCCGCUUGGCAUCAACUCCCCAGCGCUCGUAAUGGGGUCACGUCCGCCGCCCCUACCCGUCCACGAAGAGGAGCCUGAUCACAAGCCUCCCAAGGCGACACUGUCGGAUCUAUUCACGCCCGAGCCCGAGGAUGAACAGGCCCAGAAUGAGAUCGACCUCUCCCCAACGCUCAAAAUUGAGCCACGUCCCGCACACCUGCCGGUCCACGAGGAGGAGCACGAUCGUGAUCCUCCCAAGGCAACUCUGAUGGAUUUGUUCACGCCUGAGCCCGAAGAUGAAAGGCCACAAAGCGACAGCGAUCUCUCGCCAGCGCCAACCACUCCUGCCUCACCCGCCUGUUCUUCAGGAAGGUCAGCCACUCCUGCAUCGCCCACCAUUCCCUCUGCCAUCUCGGCCACUCCCCCAUCCCCCACCUCUCCUUCUGCAAGCUCAGCCACUCCUGCAUCGCCCGCCUUUCCUUCGGCAAGCCCGACUCCUGGGGCAGAGGAACCAGCGUAUGAAUAUGGGCCUCCAGAAUACGGCAAACUUGACGAUGACGGGGAGGAUAAAGUCGACCCCCCUGAUGCAAAGGCCAAAGAGGGCACUUUACAUCAAGACGGCCUAACUGAGGAAGAGGACGAUGAGCUCGAACUCCUCUACGACGAGGAGGACCGCCUCAAGGGAUCAGACCACCAACGCAAGGUACAGGCGGACGACAAUCGACUACGUCAGCUAUUCUGGCACUCUGAGGAAGUACCAGUGAAAUUCUAUCUCGAGGGGACGAGCCAAGGUAUCAAGACAAUCAUCGAGAUGUUCGGCGGCGAAGUUGUCGACAAGCAGUCGGCGCGCCUGUGCAUUCUUCCCCUCGACGUCGGCGUCCGUGCCACCGAGGCUGCUCAUCGUGAUAUUGUGGAGCGCAAGGGGACGCACCCCCUCUCCCAGGCGGUGUCCCACGAUUACGUUUGGAGCUGUAUCAAGAACUCGGCUCUGGGGCCGACGGACAAGUUCCUUGUUAAACUGCCCGUCAAGCGGUACAAAGCUGCCUAA
Molecule: messenger RNA, 1257 nt
Organism: Vanrija pseudolonga
Lineage: Eukaryota; Fungi; Basidiomycota; Tremellomycetes; Trichosporonales; Trichosporonaceae
Exons: 4
Coding region: 1-1257 (418 amino acids)
Source: RefSeq, a predicted model, not a curated record